Molecule: messenger RNA, 4591 nt
Organism: Musa acuminata AAA Group (dessert banana)
Lineage: Eukaryota; Viridiplantae; Streptophyta; Magnoliopsida; Zingiberales; Musaceae
Exons: 16
Coding region: 294-4352 (1352 amino acids)
Source: RefSeq, a predicted model, not a curated record
AAAUAUAGGCGACAGUCUCCCUAAAAAAAUGUGUAAAUAUUAUAUUAUUAUUAUUUAAUAUUUUUUUAAUACAUCAGCCGACCCCUUUCGUUUUGGAAGUUUCCGCCGCCUACCCGAUCGCUUUCGUCUCCGUUUCGCCCAAUUCCGCCCCGAUCGCUUCCGAUCAGCGAACGCCGGCAGUCGAGGCGCCCAAUCGCCGGACCAGCGCUGCGAUCGCCGGAGGAGCAAGGGAUCGCGGGAGAUUGGAUCGCUAGGAAUGAGAUGUGGAUGUGAGCUUUUAUGGUUGAUUAAGCAUGAAAAUGUCAGGAAAUAUGAGGGCAGAGUCAGCUUCGAGUAGUCUGGAUGGACCAAACUUUGCUGCUUCCUAUCACAAUGGGCAGCGUGGGACCUACUCAGGCUCUGGUUUGGAGAGGUCUGGAAGCUUCCGCGAGAGCUUGGAGAGCCGUAUUCUGGUUACUGGGCCCAGCACAUCGAGAAACACAGCCUCCUCUGCAGAAAUACCACAUUUGCUGCAGUAUCUUUCAUUAGAGCAUUUCUCAAUGAGCGAGCAAAAGUAUUCUCGCUCUGGAGAAUUAAGAAGAGUUCUAGGUGUUACAGUUGAGGAGCACUCUUUUGGAUCUGUGCAGUCUAAGCUGCUCCCUCCCAUUGCAUCAGAAGAUCUUAAACGUUUCAGAGCUAGCAUAUUUGAGUCAUCAACCAGAGCAAGGGAUAGAAUGAAGUCAUUGCAGGAAUCAAUUAUGAAAUUGGAUAAAUAUCGCAACUUGCUUUCAAGGAAACGACAAAGAACUGAUCAGUUAUAUGAGAAGUCAGGUAAUUCAAAUCCACUUAAGAUGGGAAGUCAGAGUCAUCAAAGCCCUUCAGAGAUUGCAAGUCCAAGACUGGAGGACAGAGCAAAGAAUGUAAUUCCAAAUAAACGUGUUCGCUCCUCUAUGGCGGAAGUACGGCCAGAAGGGCGUGGGACUGUUCUUCUGAGGCAAGGUGCAGUUAUAGAAAAGGAUAAAAAUGUGCUUUCUGACAAGGAUAAAGUUAUGCUUAGAGGUUGCAAUGGGGGGCCAAUACCUUCAGAAGAGAAGAUGUGUGGACUCCCUCCAGGGGGUGAUGGAUGGGAGAAAAAUAAACGAAAGCGUUCUGUUGGCCUUAACAGAGUAAUAGAUGGUGAUAGAGAUAUUAAACAACCAUUUCAGCAGAGGCCUAACAGUGAAUCUCGUCUACGCCCUUCUGAUGGCACUGGAUUCAGACCUGGCUUGUCUAGUGUAACCACAAUAAGCAACAAGAUGGAUAGCUGCCCCGAAAAUAGUGGUGCUAACUCUCGUGGAAUACUCAAGAAUGACUUGGAUGGUAGCUCCACUCCAAAUGAAAGACGAGAACAUUUUGUUGGACAAGAUAAUGAUCGAAUGGUGUCUAAAGGAAGCAAUAAGUUAAAUAUGCGUGAGGAUGCUCAAGUGGGAAACCAAAGUCCUCUGAUAAAAGGAAAAGCAUCUAGAGCACUGAGAACUGGUUCAGGCAUUGUCAUGAAUGCAUCUUCUAAUUUUCUUCGUUCAUCUGGAAGCACUGAUGGUUGGGAGCAAGCCCCCUGCAUCAACAAAAUUCAGCCGUCAAAUGGGGUGAACAAUCGUAAAGGGUCAAUAAAUAAUGAAUCAUCAUCACCCUCUGUAACUCAAUGGGUGGGUCAACGGCCUCAAAAAAUCUCUAGAACAAGAAGGGUUAAUGUAGUUUCUCCAGUCUCAAACUUGGAUGAUGCUCAGUUUUCACACGAAGGAUUUUCUACUCCUGAUGGUGGCGCCAGAAUGACAACUACAGAUACCAGUGGGCUUUUAAUUUCUAGAGGCAGGCCCAGUAGCAGUCACCAAUCAAAACUGAGACUCGAUAAUGUCCUCUCUCCUGCAGUAUUAUCAGAAAGUGAAGAGUCAGUUGCUGUUGAGAACAAGUUGAAGGAGAAAGGAACUGAUAAUUUUGAGCUAGAAGAUGGUGCUCAAGCACCCCUUAAGGCAACAACUUCUGCUUUGCCAUCAAAGAAGACCAAGACUACUCCAAAAGAAGAAAUUGGAGAUGGAGUUCGAAGACAAGGUAGGAGUGGAAGAGGCUCAGUACAGUCAAAAUCAUGUUUACCUCUACCAAGGGAGAAACUGGAAAAUGUAGAUUCUACAAAGCCACUCAAAAAUGGAAAGCAUGGUUCUGAAAGGAGCGAAAGUAGGAUUGGCCGCCCUCCUUCAAAAAAGUUAUCUGAUCGGAAGACUUGUGUCCGUACACAAAUUAUGAAUGGUGGUUCCUUUGAAUUGGCAGGAGAAUCAGAGGAUGAUCGAGAAGAAUUACUGUCAGCUGCAAAUGCAGCUCGUAACGCCAGCUAUCAUGCCUGUUUAAGCACUUUCUGGAAAAAAAUGGAAUCCAUUUUUUCAUUUGUGACAUUGGAGGAUAUAUCUUUUGUCAAGCAUCAGAUUCAUUUUGCUAAGGAGGUAGAUGGAAGUUUGUCUAACAGGGUUGAAGUUGGCCAUGAUGUAAUGGAUGAGGUCCUUUACGAUGUGGCAUCUUCACCUCACAUUUCCUUUGCCAGAGAGCAGUCAAGUGUGGUUGGAUCAACCAACAAAUCUUUUGAGACCCAUUAUUCGGCUGCUGGGACACAGCAUGUCAAUGCAUCACUUGGAAGAUUAGAGACCAAGAGAUGGUAUGACAAAAUGGUUCCACUCUCGCAGAGGCUUCUCUCAGCCUUUAUCACAGAAGAUGAUAUCAAAAAAGUUGAAAAUGACUCCCAAGGCGAAUCAGUUUUACAGUUGUCAAGUGAUUAUGUUCAUUAUGGUACUAAUAGUCGUGUUAAUGAUCAUGCUAAAGAUUUACUGAACAUGGAUUGUGAGUUGGAGCUUAAUUAUAAGAAUCAGAAAAAUUGUAUGGGAGAUAAUAUGGCUUGUGAUGGAUUUAUGGUCUCCAACAACUUUAGGCACUCAAAUAUUCAACAUUUCAUGUCUGGAGAUGAACCACUGGUGGAAAAUAGUGCUGUUAUGAAUGCAUAUAAUGGUUCACUUUCUGAUUACCAGAAAAAUAAUCUUAAUCAGCUGCAGAUAAUGGACAACACUUUUCCCUAUGAGCGCCAGUUUGAGGACAUGCCUCUUGAUGAUAGGAUUUUGAUGGAACUCCACAGUAUAGGCAUAUUUCCGGAUGCAGUGCCUGAUCUUGCUGAGAGCGAAGAUGGAGAAAUUGACAAAGUUAUUACAGAACUUAAGAUGAGACUUUAUGAGCAGGUGAGGAAAAAGAAAACUCAAUUAGGUAAACUAGAAAAAACAGUUGAAGGUAUAAAAGAAGUUGAGGAGAGGAAACUUGAGCAGCUUGCAAUGAACAAACUUGUUGAGAUGGCACACAAAAGGCUAAUGGGCGGGCGUGGUAGUUCAAGUCAUAAGAAUGGAAUAACUAAGGUUUCAAAACAACUUGCAUUGGCCUUUGCUAAGCGAACAAUAGCCAGAUGUCACAGAUUUGAAGAAACAGGUCGAAGCUGCUUCAGUGAACCGACAUUGCGGGAUGUGAUCUUGUCAGCACCUCUACAUAACAUUGAUUCUAAACAUUCAGAUGUUUCUGGUGCUAUUAAUCAUGUGGAAUCACGGAGCGGUCAUCUUGGUUCCCGAGUAUCAGCUUCUUCUAACUGGCUUUCAGGUGUACCAUCAGUUAUGGAGAGGCAUGGACUUGGUAAUAAGAUUGAUCGAGGUCCAUUGGAUGCAUACCAAGGUUUUCCUCAAAUGGGAGAUCAAUUGGUUAGUAAACCCGACAGGAAGAAGAAGGAGGUGCUUCUGGAUGAUGUUGUUACAGGUGCUGCUACAAGAGCCAUAUCAACUCCUAGCUACUCUCUUCCAAGUAGCACAAAAUGGAAAAAAACUGAAAGAGACAGGGAUCAGCACAAAGAUGCAUUGGGAAGAAGCUCUACUGCUAAAGCUGGUCGUCCAUCAUCCAGUGGCAGGGGUGAACGCAAAACAAGGACAAAGCCAAAGCAAAAGAUAGCUCAAUUGUCAACAUCAGGGAAUGGUAUUGGCCGAGUUACAGAGGCAGCCAACUUUUUGUCACCAGCAUCACAAGAAUCCUUUGACACUGUGAAUAAUUCUGUCAUGAAAAUUGAUCAGGAAGUUGAAUUGCAAAGUUCAAGUAAUAUUACCCAUGAUUCAUCUAAAGAGGUUGAUGAUACUAUCUUCACUAACUUACCACUGCAUGCGAUAGAUUCCAUUGAUGAAUUAGAUGUAGCUGAAGGUCUGGGUGGACAAGGUCAGGAUAUUGGUUCUUGGCUGAAUGUUGAUGAAGAUGCACUCCAAGAUCAUGAUCUAGUGGGCCUAGAAAUUCCAAUGGAUGAUCUCUCAGAAUUGAAAUUGAACUUUUAAAGGGAGACUAAUGUGGAUAUUCAAAAUCUGUCAGAAUACAAGCUCUAUUGUCUUUAUGACAACUAACAGGUCAAAUUGUCUACCUCAACGAAUUAGAAUAUGUACCUAGGACAGUCUAUUCUUUUUUAUACCUUGUAAGUUCUUGGCAGUUCCCAGUUGCUUUCCGUCAUCUAAGAAUUGUUCAGAGUACCAAAUGUCAAAAUAAUUUGACCCAUCUAUCCAGAUUAAUCUUAUUUCAA